CCAUGAGGAGCCAAUUAGAUGCGCCGUGUGUGAGGAACGUGCCCUGGAAGGAGGAGCUGAGCCCCGCCCCUUCGAAGGCGCGCGGCGGGAGUGCGCGCAGCUGGGGGAGUUCGGUGGUCGCGCGACUGUGAGGGAAGGGCGCGAAAAGAAUGCUAAAACUGUUACCUAAACAUAUUCCUUGUAGUAUUUAGAAGCAAAUACAAAUAAGAGGAAAACUACAUGAAACAAAAUGAAUACUGAAGACAAGGAAAACCAGUCUUUUGAAGCAGGUGAAAGCACAGUGCAAACACCUCUGAAAUGGACAGCUACCUCCAGUUCAGUUUUGGAAGAGAUGCAACCUGCAGUUUCUGGCCGCCUGACAACACCACCGAAGCCUAGUGAAGUCUCUUCUAGAGAUCCAUGGACACCGACGGCUAACCUCAAAAUGCUGAUCAGUGCAGCUAGUCCUGAGAUUCGAAAUCGAGAACAGGAAAAAAAAUUGUCAAACUGCAGAAGUGAAAGCUUUGAGGAACAUUUGUCAGGAGAUGAAUAUGAAAAAUCCCAACCAAGCCGUAAAGACAAAAGUCUGGGAUUGCUGUGUCACAAAUUUUUAGCUCGCUAUCCUUGUUACCCUAACCCAUCUCAAAACAAUGAAAUUUGCCUUGAUGAAGUAUCAGAAGAACUUAAUGUUGAACGUAGACGUAUUUAUGACAUAAUGAAUGUCUUGGAAAGUCUGCACAUGGUGAGUCGACUUGCCAAAAACAAGUAUUCUUGGCAUGGGUGUUAUAAUCUGAAAAGAACACUGCAGAUUUUGAAAAAAGUUGCUGAGGAGAACAAAUAUACAGACCAAAUUGAGUUGAUUAAAAAAAGAGAAUCUGAACAAGAAAAGGAUGGUCAGAAAACUGAGUUGGUGACAAAGCACAUCAUGCCAAAUGAUCAUACGGACAUAUGCUUUGUGGAGUUUCCUGGGAUGGAGUUUCGAACAGCUUCAGUAAACAAGCGUAAAGACAAAUCUUUAAGAGUAAUGAGUCAGAAAUUUGUGAUGCUUUUUCUUGUAUCAUCUCACCAUGUUGUGAGCCUUGAGGUUGCUGCUAAAAUGUUGAUUGGGGAAGACCACAUGGAAUAUUUAGAUAAAAGCAAAUUUAAAACUAAAAUCCGGAGACUGUAUGAUAUUGCUAAUGUUCUUAGUAGCCUUGAACUUAUCAAGAAGGUUCACAUUUCAGAAGACAAGAGCCGCAAACCAGCGUUUAAAUGGACAGGACCAGAUAUUUUUUCAGAUACUCAGGGUACACAGCCUGUACCAACAACUGCAAUGAUUAUUUCAUCUCAUCCUGAGAAAGGGAAAUCUUCCAAAGAGAAUUGUUCCAAGAAUCUGUUCCCUACUAGAAGCAAGCAAGGCUUCACGAGGCAUCCAUCCUUAAUAAAAACGGCAAAAACAAUGCAGAUUGAUCAGAGGAAGAUCCGUUCUGCUCCAAGCAGCCCCAUUAAGAAAAACACAAGUCAAAUUGCAUCAUCUCUUCCAAGCAAGAUGGCACAACUUGCAGCAAUAUGCAAACAGCAGUUAGAUGAACAAUCAAGAGAUCUCAAAAAGAUGGAAAUGAAACUGGAACACUAUACUUUGCCAGGCUGUCUGGGUCCUCCCCCUGGCAGUUGUUUGAAGCCCAAACCAUCUCAGGAUGAGAUUCUUCCUCUGAUCCCCAGUUCAGGAUCACCAGCAAUGCUAACUCAUGUCCAUUCCAAUGUGCCAUAUGUGUUGUAUUUCCCGCCUUCCCAAACACAGAUAGUGACUGCACACAGUCGAGGUUUCUCAGUACAGCCCUUUCCCUGUACCAAUGUGAUGGCAAUGAAUUCUGUGGAGACCAGUUCACAAUUGAUCCCUGAAAAAAAGUGUAUUGAAGACAGUGACAUUAACUUAGCAGCAGGUGAUGCCAGUUCCAAAGAACAAAGCUUUGGCCUGGCCAAGGAGCAAGAAGGCAGAAGAGAUGACUUGAUAUCUGGGAAAUGUUUCAAAAUGUGUGAAUCGGUGCUGGAGGAUACUCCCAUUAAAAAAUGUAAGAAUGAAGAGCUGGAGCAUCAGGAUGGACUUCAGACUUGCCUUCCUUCAGGUUAUCUUAUACCUUUUCCUCAGUUUACAAAGCUUCUGAAUGAAACCACUGUUUCUAGCAGCAAGAAGACUGAGCAAGAACAGAAAACCUACGGUUCGCCUAUUGCUGAUGGUAUCCCUGUACAAUCUAACGCUACAAAAAUCAAUUUUCCUACUCUUCAGUUUACACCUUUGAACCUAAUGGUGCCAUCUUCGGUAGCUACUGUAUCCGUGGCGAAUGGUCCAGCUGUUACUUUGAGCCAUGCUGCUCCUGUUCAAGCCCCAAACCCUUCACUUCUGAACUUUAUGCUCCAACAUGUAGGACUGAUGCCUGCCAAUGUACAGGCUUCUGUAAAUCAAGUCUUUGGCUCUGCCCUGGUUUGUCAGCAAGCAGAACAUGUUAAUGCUGUCCCCAGAAGUGUCAGCAUGAAAAAAAGGAAAGCAUUACAGAAUGUCUUACCAAAGGAGAGCAGUGGGUUCAGUGGAAAAACAGUUCCAACAACUCCUUUAAAGACGACCACUGUUUCUGCGGUACCCAAUGACUCAUACAAAGGCAAUGGAAGUGUCUUCCAAAUGUCGUGUGAACCAUCUUUAAUCCCUGGCUUUUGUUCAUCCUCUUGUGAACCAGAUAAAAUUUCCCAAGAAGAAUUAGUAGUUCAACAAAGAGAACUGGAUAUGUCAAUCGAAGAUGAUGAUGUUUGAUUUGGAGAAAUACUGUGGGAACUUUCCCAUCACAGAUAGAAUUGCAACUUUUUAUUUCUGGUAUUGUGGGUGUACUUCAGAAAUGGUAUUUGAUCAUAGAGGUGGCUUCUUUCUGCUGGAGUACUUUUUAAUUUAAAUUCUUCUCCUUCACCCUUUCAAACAAAGCAAGGACAUGCAUUGGCUUCUGGGAGAUUAAAUAAUAUUAAUAAAUCUUUAUACCCCGCCCCAUCUCCCAAAAAAGGACUCGGAGCAGCUUACAACCAUGAAACGUAUUAGAUAAUAUAAGCAAAAUACAUAACAUAUCAAAUUAAGAUGAAACAAAAAAUUAGUGCAAAAUGCCAACCAUCAAUAAACUAUUAUAUAAACGCAACUUGAACAACAUUUAAAAAUCCCAGCCAUUGCUGUGAUAAAAUAAGCCAUAAACUCCAAUUGAUGAUUAUUGGGUAUUGAAUAUUAAACAAAUCCACUUAUAGAAAGCAGCAGUUUGGAACAAGGCUGGAUUGCUUCACAAUUGUGUGGGAAAUGAAUGCUGUUGUAUUUAAAUACUAGAACUUGAAGGUACCAUGUAACAUACUAUUUUUUUUAAAUGUGAAAGGCUCUAAUUCUGUUGAAAUAAUAUUUUAAUUCUGUGUUUGAAUUGCUGUUAUGAAGUUGAAAAUCUUAAUCAUGCCUAUUUAAAUUUAAAGUUUAUUUAAACAUUAAUUUUCUCAAAUUAAAUUUUGAACUUAAUUUUCCUAACUUUCAUACUUGUAUUUACUUCUUGACAUUGAAGUCCAUUUUUUGCUAGAGCAACUGCAGGAGAAACAUGCUAAAGAACAUGCCACACGCUGCAUCAGAAAAGGUAUGAAUAAAAAUAAAUUGCUGCAUAGCACAUUUGCUGGAACGGAAAACAUUAGAAUAAACAGUUCUCUGCUAAGUCUCAAUCUUCUUCAUGAUCAAGAUCAUUUCUAUAUGCCAUUUGAAGGCUCUUUAUUUCUGAAAACUCAUUUCACUUGUUGGGAAUCACAACAGAAAAGUGGUAAGUGUGUGUAGCUGCUUUGAGGCUCCUUACGGAAAGAGAAAAAAAGAUGUAAAUAAACAUCAUCAUCAUAAGUGACAGGUUUACCACUUUUUACAUUAUUACCCAAACACUUUUCACACCAGCUUAAGGUGAUUUCCAUCUUUAUUUGUUGUCUCCCUAUUAUCUAACCAUUGUGCCCUUGGGUACUCUAUUAACAAUUAGAUUACCAAAGUUUGUCAAUCUCCAGUUGUUCUAUUCCCCUAUUUCUUGUUUUUUUCUUUUUUUCAUGUCGGGGGCGACUUGAGAAUCUGCAAGUCGCUUCUGGUGUGAGAGAAUUGGCUAUCUGCAAGGACGUUGCCCAAGGGACGCCCGGAUGUUUGAUGUUUCGCUAUCCUUGUGGGAGGCUUCUCUCAUGUCCCCACAUGAGCUGGAGCUGACAGAGGGAGCUCACCCUCUCUUCCUGGAUUUGAACCACUGGCCUGUCCUGUCAGUCAGCAGUCCUGUCGGCACAAGGGUUUAACCAAUUUCACACGGUGGCUUUGAUUCUAAGACACACUUCUCCUUAUGCAUCUUAGAAUCACAGGGGCUUUUUAUAUGUAAGUAAAUCUCUUUUUCUGUUAGUGGUAUUGAAAUUAGUGUGUCGUACAAUCAACAAUGUCUUAGUGUUGAAGAAUUAUGGUAUGUUCUCUGAAAGCUACUUUUUUGCCCUCAAAAUC
Anolis carolinensis (green anole) is the source of this 4480-nucleotide messenger RNA. RefSeq names its product E2F transcription factor 8 (gene e2f8). Lineage: Eukaryota; Metazoa; Chordata; Lepidosauria; Squamata; Anolidae. Gene Ontology annotation, biological process: regulation of transcription by RNA polymerase II. The coding region runs from base 230 to 2764 and encodes 844 amino acids. The transcript has 13 exons. Gene Ontology annotation, molecular function: RNA polymerase II cis-regulatory region sequence-specific DNA binding; DNA-binding transcription factor activity, RNA polymerase II-specific. The record is from RefSeq and is a predicted model, not a curated record. Gene Ontology annotation, cellular component: RNA polymerase II transcription regulator complex.